AUGACAGAGGAUUGUACACAUGACAAGACUGAGGUAGUCAGGAGUGAAGGUGUAGUGUGUCUCAGUGAUAUUGAUACAAUGAGGACAGAGUACCAGAUAUCAGGACCAACACCAGUCACAUCCAGAGAGAAUGGAGCACUCCACGAGAUGGUCACUGAACUAGCAUCGCUGACGGCACUCAGAUUAGCUACAUAUGAUGUCCAGAGUGCUGCCGCUAACACCACCAAGGGUACCAAUAAUAAGAUAAAUUUGACUGCAGAGUUCAUUGAAAGCACGACGGCUCAAGGAUGUUUCGUAGUUUUAGAGUGUGAAUAUGGAAAUCCUGAUGUGUUGAGGGCCAUACUACUGCCUAAUGACUCCAGCACUUCUGUGGAGAGUACUAUUGAUAACAUUUUAUCUUCAACGUAUCAUGUGUUAGUGUAUGACCUUGAGGAAGAUGGACGGCCUAACAGCCAUCCUGCUGUUGAACAGAACACUAUUGUCACUGUUACAGGGAAUGGUCCCUUCACUGAUGCAGAAUCUCAUUUUAUGAACAAUGGCAGUUUGUACUGGAAUGGGACAGCAGUGAAUGUCAGAUGUGAGUUCAAAGAAGAUGGAAGCACACCAUCAAUGGAUAUUGGAGUGUCAACUGUAUCAUUUUUAAUCGUUAUUAUUGCCAUUGCUCAACUAAUGUCAAAUGGUGGUGGCACCCAACAACAAAUAGAUGUAUAUGCUGAAGGACCCCCUACGCAGUAUGUGAGCACUCCUCCACAGAUGUCCAAACAGAAGGGGAUAUACACCGAUGUGGAACCCUCAACAUCAGCAGUGCAACCCCCUAUCCCAGAGGAGUACCAGGAGAUUGACUUCAGUACCAGGAGAUUGACAUCAGAACUACUUGACAUCGGAACUACUCAUAAAAUGGCCCGUUCUGCCUAUGCUGUGAUGGGACCUCUUCCUGCCGGCAGACCCAAACCCUUGGAGAUGGACACAAGGACACAGUGUCCUUAUGUCACAAUCCUACCUCAUGCCACUACUCCUGUCAAUGACAAUGGCAACAGAGACAACAAGAAUGCAGACCAGGCAACACCGAAAGGACCCCCCACAGUGGAGUCAGUGAUGUCACUGUUGUGGGGUGUGGCAGGUCGUUGGAAGGAGAUAGCAGAGGGUCUGGAGUUUGAUGAGGAUCUGAUUGAUGAGAUAGACACCAACAACGACAUGAAUGAGGGCUGUCUGCAGGUGUGUGUGGAGAUCUGGGUCACCAAACUACAGCCAUCCUGGAAGAAACUAUCUCGUGUACUGAAGGAACUGGGGGAAGUGGAACUGGCCCGUCAGGCCUUGAAUAAAGAGCCACAAGAGCAGUGGCAGGUACCGAGUAGGCAGACCAGUGACACAAGCUCAAGUGGAGUUGUUGCUGAUGCUAGUGUUUUUGGUGAGGUACUGCCUGGAGUUAAGGAGACAGUAGCUCCUGAUGAUGGCAACAAUGAAGAUGGAUGCAGGGGAGGCAAGAAAACGAUGCCAAACGAUUGUUCAAGUGGCGAGCAAGAUGCCAGAUCUGUCUUUUUUGCUUACCCUGCUCUCCACGAGGGGGGUCCAACUGUCAGUGAGAGCUGUGAUGAGGAUGAGGAGACCAAGUGUGAUGUUGGAACUGAAGCCACCGUCCAAUCAGAGGAGAGGGAGAAAGUCACCAUCGUGAGUGGCACUGGUCUGUUCGACUUUCCCUACAAACCUACCCUUGAAGAAUUCCACGUGCUUCCCCCAUUGGAGGGCAAUGAUGAUCCGGACUUUGCUCAAGAUCCAGUGAGUCUGCACGGAGCAGAUGAUGACUACCACUCUGGGUCCAUCAGUUCUGGGAGACAGAAAUCAGCAGCCACCUUAGACACUGCCAAGGUCGUUGGAAGGGAUUUUAUCACAGGAGAUGUGGUGGUGGUCCCUCAGCAGUGCACUGGUUUCAGUGGUAUCACUGGACCGGAGGAGACGGACACAACCAGAGGUCCAUUCAGACAACCUGCAAAAGAAGUGGACAGCCUAUCAUGUGUGUCAAUGAGAGUCAGCAGAGUGCAGGAAGGUUUGGGCUCAACAAGGCAGUCUACCUUUCUUUUAGUUUUCCUGUUGGACAAGGACACAGAGGAGAAACCAGCCCCAACCAACCCCAGAGGGACCGACUCUCCCAGCAACUACCACAAGACCCCACUCCACCCCAGUCCCGCCCAGAGGUCUCACCUCUUCAAUUGCAGGAGAACUACCCACCCACUCCUCCACCUGACACUGUCAAGGAAUGGCAAGGGCUCAAUCCCCCAG
Molecule: messenger RNA, 2277 nt
Organism: Geodia barretti
Lineage: Eukaryota; Metazoa; Porifera; Demospongiae; Tetractinellida; Geodiidae
Source: the annotation of a GenBank genome assembly